Saccostrea echinata is the source of this 1462-nucleotide messenger RNA. Its product is annotated as mitochondrial chaperone BCS1-like. The record is from RefSeq and is a predicted model, not a curated record. The transcript is spliced from 4 exons. Bases 129 to 1391 code for a protein of 420 amino acids. Gene Ontology annotation, biological process: protein insertion into mitochondrial inner membrane from matrix; mitochondrial respiratory chain complex III assembly. Gene Ontology annotation, molecular function: ATP binding; ATP hydrolysis activity. Gene Ontology annotation, cellular component: mitochondrial inner membrane. Lineage: Eukaryota; Metazoa; Mollusca; Bivalvia; Ostreida; Ostreidae.
UACUCAUGACAAGGUGAAAAGUUAAGAGUUGCUGCUUGCAUAAUAUGCAAGAUGUACAACGUAAUUUGUGACAAUUUCCCUAUGGAAACUCCAGUGAUUGACAAAAAUGAAAGAAUAGGUUUGUAACUAUGCCUUUGUCCGAUUACGUCGCAUCCUUGGGGGAUAACCCUUAUUUCGGUGCCGGGUUUGGGUUAUUUGGAGUAGGGUUUGCAGCAACUUUGCUCAGAAAAGGAGCCCAGUUUGGAUUUGUUUGGUUUCGAAGAAACUGUAUGAUUACACUGGAAAUUCCUAACAGAGAUAAAAGUUACCACUGGUUACUCAACUGGAUCACGACUCACGGCACCCGUACACAUCAUGUCAGUGUAGAGACAACAUUCAAACAAACAGAAACUGGUCGCAUUUACACAAAAUUUGAUCUCAUUCCAAGCCCAGGCAUCCAUCUUUUCUGGUAUAAAAACAACUGGAUCCGUGUAGAGAGGACUGUAGAAAAGGGUGCAGUGUCGUUACAGACUGGUAAACCAUACGAAAGUGUUCUUUUAACGGCUCUGGGGAUCAAUAAAACAUUAUUUUUGGACAUAUUGGAGGAUGCCAGGACACUAGCCCUAGUGAGUGAAGAGGGCAAGACAGUGAUGUAUACACCCAUGGGGGCAGACUGGGUUCCCUUUGGAUAUCCAAGGAGGAAAAGACCAAUAGACUCGGUUAUUCUGGAUCAAGGAGUGUCUGAGAAACUUUUAACAGACAUUAAAGAAUUCAUUGAAAAUCCCAAGUGGUAUUUUGAUCGUGGUAUUCCAUACAGAAGAGGUUAUCUCUUAUAUGGUCCCCCUGGGUGUGGGAAAAGUAGCUACAUUACAGCACUGGCAGGACAGUUGGAUUACAGUAUAUGCCUUAUGAAUCUGAAUGACAGAGGAAUGUCUGAUGAUCGUCUAAACCACUUACUCACCACUGCCCCAGAACAAAGUAUCAUAUUACUAGAGGAUAUUGAUGCUGCAUUCCUCAACAGGGACUUGGCAAAAGAAAAUCCUACCAUGUACCAGGGAAUGGGCCGUUUGACUCUCAGUGGACUUUUGAAUGCUCUAGAUGGUGUGGCUUCAGCUGAGGCUCGCAUAAUAUUUAUGACAACAAACUACAUUGAAAGACUUGAUGCUGCUCUCAUCCGACCAGGACGUGUAGACUUGAAGGAAAUGAUUGAUUAUGCUACAGAUUAUCAAUUAGAAAAAAUGUACACAAGAUUUUACCCUGAGGAGGGGGAAGAGGGAGGAAAGAAAUUCAGUUCUCUUGUGAGACAACAUAACAAGCCAGUGUCUGCUGCUCAGGUACAAGGACUCUUUCUGCAAUACAAGGACAACCCGAAAGGAGCCCUGUCCAAUAUAGAACUCCUCUGGUCAUCAUGACGGGGACUUUGUGAAAUUUACUUAAUAUGUGUUGAUUUUAAACAAUAAAUUUAAAAAAAAUAUAGAAAGCA